GGACUCAACGUCCUCGUUGAGGUUUGCCCCACCAUCGUUCAAGAGGGACGCGGAGAGGCUCUGAUACCACUUGUAACACCCCGAACCUUUUCCCGACAAGAUACUGUCCGCUUUGGGCCUCUACACCCGCACGGAUUUCGACUUGGGGUGCAAUUCAGGAUGACUUCCCAUAAGGUCACCCAUCCUUGUUGUGCUCCACACUGAGCACG
Linum tenue is the source of this 209-nucleotide messenger RNA. NCBI's taxonomy places the organism in Eukaryota, Viridiplantae, Streptophyta, Magnoliopsida, Malpighiales, Linaceae. The record is from the annotation of a GenBank genome assembly.